This is a messenger RNA of Linum trigynum, 1200 nucleotides long. The record is from the annotation of a GenBank genome assembly. NCBI's taxonomy places the organism in Eukaryota, Viridiplantae, Streptophyta, Magnoliopsida, Malpighiales, Linaceae.
AUGGUUCUCCGUGCUCCCGCGCCAUCCCGACCCUCGACGCCGAGUCAGUGCAGAAUCUUGGGAAUUCAGCCCUGGCCUCUGUACACGGCCCACACAAUUGCCGCCAUUGAAGUUUCUCAUUCUCUACUUACCUACGUCAGGUCUCUAACAAUGGCGUCGUCGUCCUCUUCCAUGUCUAGUGGCGACGCUGCAACUCUCCGGCAAAAGAGAAUCUUUGCGAGCAAGCUUUACUUCGACGUUUCUCCAACUAAGGUCCCGCUAAUUUAUUCUCCCGCUUAUGACAUCGCAUUUUUGGGCAUUGAAAAGCUGCAUCCGUUUGAUUCUUCAAAAUGGGGCCGAGUUUGCCAAUUCUUGAUCUCUGCUGGUGUUCUCGAUAAGAAAAGAAUUGUUGAGCCAAUCGAAGCUUCUAAAGAUGAUCUGCUGGUGGUUCAUUCUGAAGCGUACCUGGAAAGUCUAAAGAGCAGCCCUAAUGUUGCCAUGAUGGUUGAGGUUCCUCCUGUUGCCAUGUUCCCCAAUUGUCUUGUGCAGAAGAAACUUCUAUAUCCUUUUCGCAAGCAGGUAGGAGGAACCGUGCUGGCUGCUAAGCUUGCUAAAGAACGAGGAUGUGCUGUCAAUGUGGGGGGAGGGUUCCAUCACUGUAGCAGUGAAAGAGGAGGUGGAUUUUGUGUUUAUGCGGAUAUUUCACUUUGCAUACACUAUGCUUUUGCUCGAUUGAAUAUAUCCAGGGUGAUGAUUAUUGACCUUGAUGCUCACCAAGGGAACGGCCAUGAAAGGGACUUCUCCGCUGACAAAAGGGUCUAUAUUUUGGAUAUGUACAAUCCUGGAAUAUAUCCAUUUGAUUAUGAGGCAAGUAGAUACAUUGAUCAGAAAGUUGAAGUCAUGAGUGGAACAACAACAGAUGACUACUUGAGCAGAUUAGAUGAUGCACUUGAGGUUGCUGGUAGAAUGUUUGAUCCUGAGUUGAUAAUUUACAACGCUGGUACUGAUAUACUUGAUGGAGAUCCAUUGGGCAGGUUAAAGAUUAGUCCUGCUGGGAUAAUCAACAGGGAUGAGAAGGUAUUUAGGUUUGCUCGUGAAAGAACCGUACCCCUGGUCAUGCUGACGUCAGGUGGUUAUAUGAAGUCCAGCGCAAGAGUGAUUGCAGAUUCACUGGCAAAUCUCUCCACGAAAUGCUUAAUAGAUUUGAAGUUGUCCAUGUGA